Messenger RNA from Neolamprologus brichardi, 1581 nucleotides. Its product is annotated as collagen alpha-1(XXI) chain-like. Lineage: Eukaryota; Metazoa; Chordata; Actinopteri; Cichliformes; Cichlidae. The record is from RefSeq and is a predicted model, not a curated record.
CUCUUCAGCAGAGUUGCAUUCAUCAUUGGCUUGUUGCAGCUGAAGGAGAAAAGGAGAAAGGUUGGGCUGGUCCACGGUGUUCUCCUACAGAGCCAUGUUGCUGUGGUCAGUGUGGAGUGUAAUUUCACUAGUGACGACAGUGGACGCUGCAGAGGAGGAAGAUGUGAGAGCAGGCUGCAGCACGGCUGUCAAUGACCUGGUUUACAUCAUUGAUGGCUCAUGGAGCGUUGGCGUCUCCGACUUUGACACCGCCAAGCAGUGGCUCAUCAACAUCACCAGCCAGUUUGAUAUCAGUUCCCACUACACACAGGUGGCUGUGAUACAAUACAGUGACACACCUCGGCUGGAGAUUCCUCUUGGGAAACACCAGGGAGUAGCAGAGCUCAUCAAGGCCAUACGGAGCAUCAGCUACCUGGGAGGAAACACACAGACUGGCAGGGCUAUCAAGUUUGCAGUGGACCACGUGUUUGCCUCCUCCCAGCGGAGCAAUCUGGUCAAGAACCGCAUCGCUGUGGUGGUUACAGAUGGCAAAUCACAGGAUGAUGUGGUUGACGCCAGCAUGGAGGCUCGAGCACAGAGUAUUACUGUAUUUGCUGUGGGAGUUGGCACUGAGAUCACCACUUCAGAGCUGAUCUCCAUUGCCAAUAAACCUUCAUCUACCUAUGUCCUGUAUGCUGAAGAUUACACCACCAUCGAUCGUAUUCGAGACUCCAUGGAGCAGAAGCUUUGUGAAGAGUCUGUUUGUCCCACACGAAUCCCAGUGGCAUCCCGUGAUGAGAAAGGCUUCGAGCUGAUGGUGGGCAUGAACAUUCAGACCAAGGCAAAGAAGAUCCCUGGCUCUUUAGCUUCUGAGACUGCCUAUGCCCUUGCUGCCUCCACAGACAUUACUGAGAACACCAGGGAGAUUUUCCCAGAAGGCCUUCCUCCAUCGUACGUGUUUGUGUCCACUCUACGUCUGAAAGGGAUCUCUAGCAAGCUGCCCUUUGACCUUUGGAGGGUGAUGUCAAAGGAUAAGGCGAUCCAAGCUGCAGUAACACUGAGCGGAAAAGACAAAACUGUUACCUUCACCACCACCAGUACGACAGAGAAAGAGCAGAAAGCUGUCUUUAAAACAGGCUUUCAGACUCUUUAUGAUGGAAAAUGGCAUCAGAUUAAAGUACUAGUGAGGCAUCUCCAGGUUACCGGUUUCCUUGACGAUCAGCGCAUCCAGGAACUAAUGCUGACACCGGUGGAGCCAAUUUACAUCAAUGGGGAGACGCAGGUGUCUAAGAGGCGAGGAACAGACAUCACUGUACCUGUGGAGAUUCAGAAGCUGCGUCUCUACUGUGAUCCCCAUCAGAGCGAGAGAGAAACAGCUUGUGAAAUCUACUCCGUCGAUGAUGAAAGGUGCCCUCUGAAUAGAAGCGCCACAGUGGAAGAAGAAGACUGCGAUUGUGUAGUCGGCCCACCAGGACCCACGGGUUCACCAGGUGAGAAAGGGACACAUGGGCCACGAGGGCCUGAAGGCGAGCCUGGUAAAGAAGGAAAUCCUGGUGAUCCUGGCCCCCAGGGAUUUCCAGGGAUGAAGGUAUAAGGAAACAC